Molecule: messenger RNA, 2802 nt
Organism: Styela clava
Lineage: Eukaryota; Metazoa; Chordata; Ascidiacea; Stolidobranchia; Styelidae
Product: colorectal mutant cancer protein-like
Source: RefSeq, a predicted model, not a curated record
GUGGUAAGAACUGCGCCUCGCCCACAUGCGUCGCCGAUAAAACUUCUAAGUUUUGUUUACGACGUACUUUGCUAGAGACAAAAGUACAAAGAGAUUUAGAUCGCCUGUCCAGUUUUCCUAAACCUGCAGACCUGGCUGAAUUUAGUACCGGUACCGAGAAAAUUUUCAGCUUGGAAUCAUCUUAAUUUCUUGGCAGCUUCGCUUGUUAUGUCUCUAACUCAUUUGCAAGCAAACUAUAUUCAGUGGAUACCAGUCCAUGAACCCUGUGAGCAAACGUAAGCCUUGGUUCUUAAGCCAUGACCACAUCAACCAUUCAGAUAAGAAUGUACUAGAUGUCCAAGAACUUCUUUAUAAAAAAGAAGAAGAAUUAAAUAAAACCAGAGCAACUUUAGAUGGCAUUAGAGAGGAAAGAGAUCAUUUAAGAAGAAAGGUGCACAAUCUUCUCAAUGAGUUAAACCAACUAAAAGGUACAAAGAGAGAUGAUGGCAGGAAUAAUGGACAAGGAACAGCAAGUCCUUCUGGUAUUGCUGUAUCGAAAAAAGCUAAACGUGUCAAGUUGAAGAAAACACCAGUCAAAAAUUCCAAUGUUACUGAGGAUAUAGUAGGAAAGUUUCAUGGAAAAGACUUAGAUUCUGAAAAAUUAUCAUCACGAUUCACAGAACAACUAGUUCAAGAUUUUCGAACAAGUUCAAAUAUUCAAGAAAUAUUAAACGAUUCAACAAAUCCAUCAAUACAGAGCAAGUUUGAAAUUGAAUUAGAACGACUGAGUUGUUGCAAUGAUCAUCUAAAAUCGGAGAAUAAUUUACUUCGUUUGACUCUUCAAGAAAGUAAAAAUAAAACAGAGCAACUUCAAAUGCUAUUAUCAAAAUUUGAAUCCAACAACACUGUUCAAAAGAUGACACUAUUUUAUAGUGAACUAACAUCAGAGGCCUAUCUUGCACUUAUUUCUUGUUUGGAAAAGGUUGUCCUUGAACAAGAGUUUCUUGAAGAUACUUUUCAUCACAUCAAACACACUCAUAAAUAUAGGUUAAGAAGAACUUUAAACGGCCUUCAACAUUCUUUAAAUGAUGAUUUCAGUCCAUCAGAUGUUUCAAGUCAUCUUCCUGAUUUUUUAGACCAAAUCAUGGAAAGCUGUUCAUUAUAUGAAGUUACUGCAUCUGAUUUUCUAACAAUGAUGGAACUCUGUAAAGAAGUAAAAAAGAAGAAACAGGCAGUGAAACGUGCGAUUGUGGAUCUUGAUUCCUUCUCUAUUGGAACCCUACAAUCUCCAUCUUAUUCCAACAAAUCGGAUAAAGUUGUCUCUGAAUUUGAUCUUGAAAACGCAGUCUUGUUGCAUGAAUUAACAAGUGUAAAGGAAGAGCUUGUCAAUCUUAAAUGUGAAUAUCAAAAAGCAAACCAGAGUCUUCAUGAAUCCAGUUUGGAUCUGAAACCAAAAUCGAUCAAAAGUAGGACAUCUUCAGCAGCUUCAUAUAAUUGCGUUUGGACUGAUUCUGCAAAAUCUAUGAAUGAGGCUGAAGCCGAUGCUGAAAUGAAUAAAAAGCCUGCUUUUUUAUCUCUGGCUGAUCUCAGAAUUAGUACUAUGGCAGAGUCAGAACUUGGCACAGAGUUAUCAGAAGCAUUAAAAAGGGAGCAACGAUUAAAGAAGGAGAAUGAUAGACUGGCUUUUAGUUUACAGCAAAUUCAACAAAACAGUGAAAACAGACAUAUCAAGUCGUCUCAAGUUAUGUCAAGUCUCAAGGAUUCAUAUAGUACUUUGUUGGAAAACAGCAAAAAGGAAAAAUUAAAACACAGGACCAGAGUACAAGAACUUGAGAAAGUACUUGCAAUAUCAGAUGCAAAGCAUUUAAUACAGAUACAAGAGCUGAAACGGAAAGUUUUAUUUUAUGAACGAGAAAGAGAAAAUACCGUUUUACCUGAAAAUGAAACUGCACUUUAGUACUAUAAUUUUCCAUGACCUUCAAUGUUUCACCAUGACUGCUACAUUUCUUAUAUAUAAACAAUAUAUAUAGCCAUCCAUAUUAUAUGAAUUUUCAUGACAAAUUUUUCACAUUUUCACAUAUUACAAUACUGCAUUUUUUUAUAGCAACUGUAUGUUUAUGUUGAUAUUUAUCUCACAUUGUGCAAAAUAUUUCGAAAUAUUAAAAAGUUUUAAGCACUUAUGUAAAUUUCCAUGACCUAUUUUAUCGCAUGACUGAUUUGACCGUUUUCCUUUUUCAUUUUAUUAUUCUCCCAUACGGCUACUUACUACUGAACCUUACUCAAGUGAUGUGGUGGCCUCAUACUGACUUUCAAUUAUCCAUUUUUUCCAUUACCUCUUUCAGUUUUAUGUUCCAUGUCCAGUUUAAUAUUACCUUUUAUUUUAUUCUGAAGUUGUUUUUUACAUUUUCUUUUACUGUAUCAUAUUUUAGCGUGAUUCUUGUACAUCUUAAUAUAAUCAAAAGGUGCAUUAGGCAGAUAUACCGAUCUUUCAGAGUAGGGUAAUUACUAGUACAUAUUUUACUUUCACGUUUCCCUUGGUGACGAUUAAAUAACAACAUUAGUUGUUGUUAUAGAUAUUUAUCAGUCAUUCUUAUCUCUGAAACUCCGAAUGGUAACGAUGACUACGUACUGUGUAUUAUAAUGACUAAUCUCAUGCUGUAAUACUCGGUAUCCCAUGAUGCAUCAAAUUCAUAGCAAACUGUUCUCAUGUAGGUUUUUGUGCUGUUUUUUUAUCAGCAUUGUGUAAAUUUUCGGUUGCACUUAGUUCUUGCCUUGCACUGUGUUAAAAUAGAUUUCAAAUAAAGUGUGCUUAAUGUUGACAAA